AUAUAAAAUACAAAUUGCUUGUAAAUAAGUUACAAGCCAAGAAUUUUUUAAUGUUAAGAUUUUCUCAAAUUUAUUCAAUGAUUAACCUGCUCACCAACAAUUCAGAAGAGGGAAAAUUAACUAAAUAAAUGAUUCAACACUAACAAUUUGUCCAACUCUAGGAACUAUAUUCUGCCUAAGUUUUCCCUGCAGUUUAAAUUGACCUUUUUGGAUUUAUGAGACUCCAUCCGAAGAUUUUAAAGUAUUAUUAAUAUGUUGUUAGACUUCUAAGGCUUGAUUCUAAACUCACUCUGGUUUUACACCAGUCUAACUCCACUGACUUCAGUGAAGAUCUUCUUGAAUUACUCCAGUGUAAAUUAUAUUAGAAUCAGGCAUCUUGUAUUUUUUGUUGUUCAUUCCUAGGAUAUGAAAAUAUGUAGUUGAAUAGUUUAUUUCUAUUUUUAUCUGUAAAAAAGAGAUACAGGGUAAAUGUUUCAAAUGUGCCUAAGUAACUUAGGAGUCUAAGCCCCAUUUUCAAAUCAAAGACACUUUUGCCAGUAUAAGCUGCGUCCACAUUGGGAGUGCUUUGAGGGUAUACCAUACUAGUAUACCUUCAUCAGCAAAGCACUCACAGGCAAUAUCUACCCUACAGAGCCUAUGUAUGUCAGUAUAGCUAUGCCAACAUAGCCUCCUAGAGUAGAUGCAGCAUAUACUGACAGAAGGCCUUAGGUCUUGUCUUCACUUGCAAGCUAUAACGGAAAAUGCUUCUAGUGGAGACGUAGCUUAUAUAGCCAAAAGCGUGCUUUUGCCAAUACAGCUUAUACCAGUUUCCUGAAUAAUAUAAGCUAUACUGGCAAAUGGACAUUUUUACUGGUAUAACUGCAUCUGCAGUAGGGCUUUUGGUGGCAUAGCAAUGUCGGCCAGGGUAUGAUUUUUUACCACACUAAUAACAGACAUAGCUAUGCCAGCAAAACUUGUAAGCCAUAGGCUCCUAAAUCACUUAAACUCAUGAAAAUUUUACUCACAUAUUUUAAUCUGAUUUAGCCAAAUUCCACCCUUGAAUUUCUGUGUGUGGUUCUCACUGAAGUUUGGGGAGUCCCCUACGUUAACACAAGGACAAAAUCUUUAGAGCUCAAGAAAAUAUGAGACCUGAUUCUGCUCUGAUUGGCUUUUCAUCAUUGUUACUCCACUGACUUCAGAGUUACUCCUGAUUUACACCAGCAAAGUCAGAAUCAGGCUGUUUGUCACUGUGGACACAUCUUAAGUUUCACUCCCAGGGCAAGCGAACAGAGCCAAAUACUCUGUUUACAUGAGGAUUUGUUUGCUUUUUUAUUAGGAAUUCUGCUUAUAAGAAAGACACCCACCUAGAUACAAUGGGCGACGCAGAGAAAAAGCGCCUGAUUGAACUGAACAUGACAAGAGAAUCCUUGUGUAUGGUGGAAGGAAAAAGUGACUCAACCUGGCUCAGACCUCAGAGGAGACACUUCCCUCAAAGUAAUCGAAGUUCACUAGAGAGCUACAGAGAAAAAGAGCCUGAGCUCGACACUGGCAGGAGCUCCUGGACAGCACUCACUCCUCUUCACCACAAGGAGAGGAGGCACUUUCCAGAAAGAAGAUUCCUUCUGAGCCAUUGCCUUCGCUUACCCCUCACUAAGCCCCAGACACUGCUGUCAUGCAUGCCACCAGAUUGCUGA
Gopherus evgoodei (Goodes thornscrub tortoise) is the source of this 1673-nucleotide messenger RNA. It is a transcript of the gene SPATA45, whose product is annotated as spermatogenesis associated 45. The record is from RefSeq and is a predicted model, not a curated record. The transcript is spliced from 2 exons. NCBI's taxonomy places the organism in Eukaryota, Metazoa, Chordata, Testudines, Testudinidae. Bases 1353 to 1673 code for a protein of 106 amino acids.